Molecule: messenger RNA, 4834 nt
Organism: Nerophis ophidion (straightnose pipefish)
Lineage: Eukaryota; Metazoa; Chordata; Actinopteri; Syngnathiformes; Syngnathidae
Gene: klhl26
Product: kelch-like family member 26
Exons: 3
Coding region: 227-2056 (609 amino acids)
Molecular function (GO): protein binding
Source: RefSeq, a predicted model, not a curated record
UGUAUCGACCUGAUACCGACACCGACCUUGGUAUCUUAUGGUCGAUAUUUGGCUCGAUCCUUCCACCCCUGGUUGACACGGUUCAUAGCCUAAGCCGACAGCCACUUUUCUGUGUAUGAAUAAUAUGAAAACCCGGUCUUGUUGGGACAUUAUGACCUGGCAGCCUGUCCCUUCUUUCUGAAGAAAACUCCAAAAAUGCUAAAUGAGGUUUUACCCGUGCUGAAAGAUGGCGGAGUCGGACGGUGUGGCGAAUUCGUCGACACAUUCACAGGACAGAAUGGCUAGCAAGAAUAGCACCCUCCGCUGCACAUUUUCAGCCCCCAGCCACAGUGCCACCCUCCUCCAGGGCUUGUCAGUAUUGCGGUCUCAAGGGCAACUUCUUGAUGUGGUGCUGGCCGUCAAUGAGGAGCGUUUCCAGGUCCACAAAGCUGUGCUGGCCGCUUGUAGUGAUUACUUCAGAGCCAUGUUCACUGGAGGCAUGAAGGAAUCAAAUCAAAAUGCUAUUGAGCUGAAAGGGCUGUCCGCCCGAGGGCUGAAGCAUAUUAUAGACUUUGCUUACAGUGCAGAAGUCACUUUAGACUUGGACUGUAUUCAAGAUGUCCUUGGAGCAGCUGUCUUCCUCCAGAUGGACCCUGUUGUGGAGCUCUGUGAGGAGUUCCUCCAGUCAGCGAUGAAUGUCAAGACAUGCCUGCACAUCGAUAAGAUGGCCACCACCUUCAGCUUGUCUUCCCUCAAGGCGUCGGUGGAUGCCUUCACUUUUCGCCACUUUCUCCAAAUAGCCGAGGAGGACGACUUUCUGCACAUUCCUCUGGAGCGCCUCAUCUUCUUUCUGCAGAGCAACAAGCUGAAGAACUGCAGCGAGAUCGAUCUCUUCCAUGCUGCUAUCCGAUGGCUCCAACACGACGAGUCUCGCCGGACGGAAGCCAGCGACGUCCUCCGCCACGUGCGCUUCCCACUCAUGCGUUCGUCCGAGCUGGUGGACAGCGUUCAGACGGUAGACAUCAUGGUAGAGGACGUGCUGUGCCGUCAAUACCUCCUCGAGGCCUUCAAUUACCAGAUUCUUCCGUUCCGGCAGCACGAGAUGCAGUCGCCGCGGACGAGCAUCCGUUCUGACGUGUUGUCUUUCAUCACCUUCGGCGGUACCCCGUACACUGACAACGAUCGCACAGUGACCACCAAGGUGUAUUAUCUCCCUGACGUUGCUUCUCGCCAGUUCAAGGAGUUGACGGAGAUGGACAUGGGGUGCAGUCACGCCUGUGUCGCCGUGCUCGAUAACUUUGUAUACAUUGUCGGCGGGCAGCAUUUACAGUUUCGUAGCGGUGAAGGGGCCGUGGUCAGCUGUUUGCGCUUUGAUCCGCACUUGAACCAGUGGCUGCGCAUCCAACCGAUGCAGGAGCCCCGGAUCCAGUUUCAAGUCAGUGUCUUGAACGGUAAGAUUUAUGCCACUGGAGGGCGCAAUCGAUCCGGCAGCCUAUCAUCUGUAGAGCGUUACUGCCCAAAGAAAAAUGAGUGGACCUUUGUGGAGCCUUUAAAACGCAGGAUUUGGGGUCAUGCAGGGACUCCCUGUGGAGAAAAGCUAUAUAUCUCAGGGGGUUAUGGCGUCUCUUUAGAUGACAAGAAAACUCUUCACUGUUACGACCCAGAGGCCGACCAGUGGAACUUCAGAGCUCCCAUGAAUGAGCCUAGAGUGCUGCAUGCCAUGAUCUGCAGUAAGGAUCGGGUCUAUGCUCUAGGUGGGCGCAUGGACCACGUGGACCGUUGUUUUGACGUCCUAGCGGUGGAGUAUUACAAUCCGCAGAGUGACCAGUGGACCACCGUGAGCCCCAUGAGAGCAGGGCAGUCUGAGGCUGGCUGCUGCUUACUGGACAAUAAGAUCUAUGUCGUCGGAGGGUAUAAUUGGCACCUGAACAACGUCACUAGCAUUGUACAGGUAUACAACACAGAGACAGAUGAGUGGGAGAGAGAUUUGCACUUCCCUGAAUCAUUUGCCGGGAUUGCUUGCACACCAGUUGUACUUCCACAGACACAUGUAGAAUAUCUGACUUCUUGGCUGUGAAGACUUCACUGUGGUUCUCUUUUCGUGUGAUUCCAUCAACAUCACAAGGUACUUUAGUUCUUCGCCUUCAAAUUGACCACAGGACAUUUUAUUAUUAUGUGGCGUUCCAUAGAAAUUAACAUGAUUGUGUCUGAAAGCCUGUUAAGCAAGGGUUUAUGACACUUCUAUAUAAUACAUUAGUGUUUGUUUAUCACAUGUACAGGUUAAACAAAACAAAAAAUAUAUAUAUAAAUAUAUUGUGCAACGUUUUUUCUAUUCCAGCAAUUAGAUUUUUAAGGUGAAACUAAGAAAUGACGUAGGCUCAUAACAUGCAACUCGGUCCGUGUACCCUUCCGUUCAUUCUAUUUCCAAUUCUUAAAAGCAAAUCAAAAACAAAAUUAGGGCUUUUUCGAUUUUUAUUAUAUAUGGCAGAUUGGCAUCAGUAAAUUGGUCGUAGUGUGUGAAUGUGAGUGUGAAUGUUGUUUGUCUGUCUGUGUUGGCCCUGCGAUGAGGUGGCAACUUGUCCAGGGUGUACUCCGCCUUCCCUCCGAUUGUAGCUGAGAUAGGCUCCAGCGACCCCGAAGGGAAUAAGAUGUAAAAAAUGGAUGGAUGGGUGGAUGGAUGGAUGGCAGAUUUUAAAACAAACAAAAAAGGGUUGAUUUUCAUUAAAAUAUUGUCAUAAAAUUGGAUUUUGUGCUGUUUUCCUUUUGUGAAUUUUUAUUUUUCUAGAUAAACGCAAAAAUCGAAUAUAUGUUCAUCCAAAAUUCAAACAAGCGUGGUUAUCUGUGUGAUGACAAAUUAGCUUUUCCUUUGUAGUUAGCAUGUUUUUAGCAGAACGCUAACACCUUUGUUCAGCAGGAGUCCUAUUGUCAUUUUGAAAAAAGUGUCAUUAAAUACCUUUUGUUUCAGAAAUAAAAAGAGUAAAAAAUUGGCCGAAAUGUGUUUUUUGAUUUGCAUUUAAGAAUUGGCAGUGGAAUGAAUGGAAAGUACACAUACCUAAAAUACUGCUUCCGAUUAAAUUUGUCAUCACACAGAUAAACAAGCAUUUUUGCAUUUUGGAUGAACAUAUAUUUGAUUUUUGUGUUUAUCUGGAAAAAUUUAAAUCCAUAAAAGGAAAAGGGCACAAAAUCAAAUUUAUGGCGAUAUUUGAAUGAAAAUCAACACUUUUUCCUUUGUUUUAAAAUCGGCCAUAUAUAGCAAAAAUUGAAAAACGGCCCUAAUUUUGUUAUUUGAUUUGUGUUUCAGAAUUGGAAAUCGAACGCACCAAAAGUACAAAGACCCAACUUAAGCUUUCAUUUGACAUAAUUUUGAUGAUGAAGACUCAAAGCUGGGUUUUCCAAACACUGUAAACCAUAAUCAUCAAAAUUAUAACAAAUAAAGGCUUGACAUUCCUCACUUAGAAUGUAAUGAGAAAAGAUCACAUAUUAUGGUAAAUGGGUUAUACUUGUAUUGCACUUUUCUACCUUCAAGGUACUCGAAGCACUUUUACACUAUUUCCACAUUCACCAAUUCACACACACAUUCACACACUGGGGCGGGAGCUGCUAUGCAGGCCCUAACCACGACCCAUCAGGAGCAAGGGUGAAGUGUCUUGCUCAAGGACACAAUGCGGUUGGGAGAGUGACCAUGCCAGCAACCAGAUGUUUCCUGGUUCGAACCACAGCUUCCACCAACCUAGUCAGGUCUGUUGUGUCCUUGAGCAAGACACUUCACCCUUGCUUCCUGAUUGGUCGUGGUAAGGCCCUUCCAUGGCAGCUCCCGCCAUCAGUGCGUGAAUGUGUGUGUGAAUGGGUGAAUGUGGAAAUGGUGUCAAAGUGCUUUGAGUGCCUUGAAAGUAGAAAAGUGCUAUACAAGUAUGACCAUUUAUUUGAUAGAAACUGGGGAUCGAACCAGGAACUCUCAGGUUGCUGGCACUAUAUUAGUUUCAUGUUUGAAGUUGAAUUGCUGACCUGAAUGAACUUUUGCACGAUACUUAAUUGCUUUAGUUUCACCUGUAUUACUUUUGAUUAUUUCACAUUCGUUUUUGAACCAUUUUAAUAUCAGUGGAAAAUAAACUCCACCCAGUUAUAUUAUCAGGACCUUAAUUUUCCCUCGACACGUUUAUCUUUUUUCUAUUCUCAGCAUUGAAAUGAGACUCAACGGUGCAACUAAAUGUUGCAUAUUUUAGUUGUACUGUAUUCGAGUUUUGGGAUUACAAACCUUUUUUAUUGUUUGCUGUUUUAUUUUGAUCAACCAAAUAACUGCAAUUAUAUUUCAAGGUUUGUGGAAUCUCCUCUUUGAGCUAUCUUUGUGUACAACUCCUCAGUGUGUGUAUUGUGGCAGCUACCUGACUCCUGUACUGUAUAUUUGCGUAAGUGUCCGCUCCUAAGUGCUUUUGUCUUGCGUACUAAUCAUCUCUUUUUUUUUUUCAAGCCUCAUGGAUAUCCUCGUUGAUUGUAGUAGUUUUACUUUUGAGUGGAUGUUGUGACCUACUCAACUGACUUGUUUUGUUUUGUCCCUUGGAACCGUUUCUCAAAUGUAUUUUCUGCUGCAGUAUUGCCCUUAUUACUGCUGACUGAAACAUGAUUGUUGUAUUUAACUCUCUUGCAGGAAUAUGUGUGAAGUUUUCCUGAUCAGGAAAUAUACCGGCUGGAAGCGGCUAAGCAUGUAUGUACAUUGUAAUGUGGGCUCCGCCCUUUCAAGUAAAAGAAGCACACUCUUUAAUGACAUGCAAGAUAAGGGAUCUGCAGCCAUCGGAAUGUAGUUAUAUGUGUGGCUCUAAGUGCAUAUUUUAAUAAAAACUUGUAUCAGGUUUUAAAA